UGUGCAUGCACUACUGAAUACAAUCCUGACCACAGGGUGACUCUGGGAGGGAGGUGCUUCAGGCUUGACUUUCCGCUGAACACGCAGAAGAGAAGUACAGUCAUGAGUGGAAAGUUUCAGCUCAACACUAAUAGUUUGGGAUGGGAGUUGGCUGUGAGAGUUUCAGGGAUGUGAGCUGUUGAUGUGAUUUUCUCUCUACAGUUCUGUACUCCUUUUCUCAUGGCCUUCCUGACCAGAUCAGCUGAUGGUGUGUGUGUGUGUGUGAGUCACAGGAGGUUGAUGGAACCUUAAUUGGGAAGAACGGGCUCUAUCUAAUGACUGGAGUGGAAUCGGUGGAACGGUAACAAAUACAUCAAACACAUGGUUUCCAGGUGUUUGAUGCCAUUCCAUUGCUCCGUUCCAGCCAUUAUUAUGAGCUGUUCUCCCCUCAGCGGCCUCCUGUGGUGUGCGCGUGCCCACACACUGUAACAAUGGAAGUUAAAUACAGUAAGUAGCUUUCAUCAUCUGUCUGGGUCUCUGUUACUCCCCUAUCAUGGAUUAGGGCAAUAUCUCAGGCUUAAUUUACGGUGAGGUACUCUUCUUCUGUACAACUUGAGUGUUAGGGCCGGGGGAAAAUAGUGCACCUAUGAGCUUGCUGUCUACGGAGUUGUUGCACAAUCAGUGGCAAUUUUAGCAUGCAAAUCUUGGUGGGGCAAAAAAAAUGAUAUGUGGGAUGCAUGCCAGCAAAGCCACUACACAACACAACACUAAACAAUACAUUAAUUACACUAUACCGGUGACAAACGGUGCCCAUAAACUGUUAGGGCCUACAUAAAGCUGUCCCAACAGUAGUCUCAACAUCUUACCACUGCUACACCUGGCUAUCAGCGGAGCCUUGUCUGGCAGCGAAACAGUUCAUUCAGCCUCAUUUACUGCCUUUAAAAAAAACAUAGCUGAUAUGGUUGACUUGCUUAAACAAAUGUGGUUUCUACUGACAAUUGAGAUGUACAAACUAUGGCAUAAGGGGACGACAAGCGGAUAAGCAAUCCGUCAUUUCUAUUGACAUUGACAUUAAUGUGCAAUCAUAGCUGCGGGAAGUAGUUUGGGGGUGGGGGUGUUGUGAUGUUUUUUGCAGAAGGGGUGGGGAUGCAACAAAAAAAGAAUGCCUGCACUGAAGAAGUUUAUAUCAGUCCGCUAAUACAGGACUAGUAAAGGCCCAGCGCAUCACUUUUGUGAAUUUUUUAAAACUAAAUGUAUUUUAGUGUUUACCAGCAUCUGUAACUUGAGUCUGAUAAUUAUCUGUACAAAACAGUUAAUCUGAUAAUACCUGUGGAAUAUAAAAAUACUUGCUUGAGAUAUGUUUUCCAAUUUCUUGAAAUACUUUUCAAAUACAACUUAUUUCUAUGUGAAAACUGAAAUGGUCUAUUCAUUCCUUUUUAGUAGACGCUCUUAUCCAGAGCAGUGAGUGCAAAAUGAUUAAUACUUUUUUGUACUGGUCACCCGUGGGAAUCAAACCGACAACCCUAACAUUGUAAGCACCAUGCUCUACCAACUGAGCCACAUCAUCAUCAUCACAAACUUCUUGAUGUCUCAAUGUGCUCUAUUCAUGUAGUGUGCGUUGUUUUUCUUCAUGGUGAUGGAAAGUCUACAGGUACAAACCUAGAUGACCAGCCUAUGUACAGUAAUGUACAUUUACAUUAAGUAGUUUGUAAGCAUGGUACAUUAAUACUGCACAAAAAAGUGGUUGUUUUCCAUGUUAUUUGAUCAAGAAAAAUAUUAAAUUUGAUGUUUUGAGUCUUUGCCCAUAACUUUGCACCUUUUUAUGUAAAUGUUUGAGUACAGGGUUUUGUUCUUUUUGGAUUCCAUUAGAAUGACAAUUGCAAAUAAAGGGACAGGGCAACAACUCUUACAAUUCCAACUAUUGAAUCCUGCAAGAUACUGUUCUUAAUUAUACAACUACCUUUUUUGCCAAAGCGGAUAUGCUGAAAACUUUGUGCCUGCACUACAGACGUCUUUAUCGGUCUGCUAAUACUAGUAAAGGCCCAGUGCACUACUUUUGUGGGGGGGUGGGGGGGGGGGGGGGGGUGCUGCAGCAUCCUCAGCACCCCUACAAUAAUCACCCAUAGCACACGAGCUCACUGUGGUUCAGGGUCUCACCUUUGCAUUGUAUGUCUCACACACUCUUUCCUCUCUUUCACACUAUCUUUCCUUCUCUCAUUUUCUCUCUAUGUCUCUGUCUCUCUGUUUCUGUGUGGAUGUCUCAAUAGUGUCAAAAGUCAAGGUCCUCUCUCUCUCUCGCUCUCUCUCUCUCUCUAACCCACUGCUCAGCAGAGGUCACACACACCACUAACAGGAAGCACCUGCUUUGUUACGCUCGGUUGCGUUAGAUAAACUAAAAGAGGAAAAGCAUUUGUGCAGAUUUCGUUUAGAUUUUCAGUGACUGCUCAUUCAAACAGUCAAAGUAAUUGCACCACCUGAAACUCCCGAAAUUCCAUACAAUUAUUACAAAUACAAUACUUCUAUAGGCAAGGAUUUGUUUGUAUGCAGUUCAUAGACAUACUCAACAUACACAAAUAUGUUGGACAUGUUUGUUGAGAAGUAGGGAUUGAGAUGAGGAAUAGAGACGGGGUAGCCUGCAUCCAAAAUUAAUUACAGUGUGAAACGGCGUGAAUAGAGUAAAAUGUAACAAUUCAGUUUGAGGUGAGGGCUAAGAAUGCCCUUGUGCAGUGUGCACUAGAAGUGAAACCCUGCAUACCCUGCAUUUCACUAUAGUUUAUAGUGUAGAUACAGGCUAGAAAAGAAGGGGGGGGGGAUAAGAAUGCCAUUGUGCAGUGUGCACUAGCAGUGAAACCGACCACAUGCUAUACUACCCUACAUUCCCUGGGUCUGGGUUUGAGGGGGGCUUAAAGGUGGUCGGCAUCUGGAUCUGUUUAAGUACCAAAGGGACUGUAUGGGGAGGAGGUUAACAGCUAAAACAUACAUUAUUCUUCAUAUAAACGGGCGGCAGGUAGCUUAGUGGGUAAGAGCGUUGUGCCAGUAACCGAAAGGUCGCUGGUUCUAAUCCCAGAGCCGACUAGGUGAAAAACCUGUCGAUGUGCCCUUGAGCAAGGCACUUAACCCUAAUUGCUCCUGUAAAUCGCUCUGGAUAAGAGUGUCUACUAAAAUGUAAAUGUAAAUGUAAACCCAGAUCAAGACAUAACACUGUAAAACACACAUUAUUCUUCAUAUAAACCCAGAUCAAGACGUAACACUGUAAAACACACAUUAUUCUUCAUAUAAACCCAGAUCAAGACAUAACACUGUAAAACACACAUUAUUCUUCAUAUAAACCCAGAUCAAGACAUAACACUGUAAAACACACAUUAUUCUUCAUAUAAACCCAGAUCAAGACGUAAAACACACAUUAUUCUUCAUAUAAACCCAGAUCAAGACAUAACACUGUAAAACACACAUUAUUCUUCAUAUAAACCCAGAUCAAAACGUAAUACUGUAAAACACACAUUAUUCUUCAUAUUUACAUUUACGUCAUUUAGCAGACGCUCUUAUCCAGAGUGAGAGAGAGAGAGAGAAGAACUACCGAGUGUGUGAGAGAGAGAGAGAGAGAAGAACUACAGUGUGUGAGAAAGAGAACUACCGAGUGUGAGAGAGAGAGAGAGAAAACUACUGAGUGUGUGUGUGUGUGAGAGAGAGAGAGAGAGAGAGAGAGAGAGAGAGAGAGAGAGAGAGAAGAACUACCGAGUGUGUGUGAGAGAGAGAACUACCGAGUGUGUGUGUGUGAGAGAGAGAACUACCGAGUGUGUGAGAGAGAGAGAGAGAUCAAGACGUAACACUGUAAAACACACAUUAUUCUUCAUAUAAACCCAGAUCAAGACGUAACACUGUAAAACACACAUUAUUCUUCAUAUAAACCCAGAUCAAAACGUAAUACUGUAAAACACACAUUAUUCUUCAUAUUUACAUUUACGUCAUUUAGCAGACGCUCUUAUCCAGAGUGAGAGAGAGAGAGAGAGAGAGAGCGAGAGAGAGAGAGAGAGAGAGAGAGAGAGAGAAGAACUACCGAGUGUGUGUGAGAGAGAGAACUACCGAGUGUGUGUGAGAGAGAGAGAGAGAGAAUAAGUACAGAGUGUGUGAGAGAGAGAGAUAGAGAGAGAGAAGAACUACAGUGUGAGAGAGAGAACUACCGAGUGUGUGAGAGAGAGAUAGAGAGAGAAGAACUACAGUGUGUGAGAGAAAGAGAUAGAGAAAGAACUACAGUGUGUGUGAGAGAGAGAGAUAGAGAGAGAGAGAAGAACUACCGAGUGUGUGAGAGAGAGAGAGAUAGAGAGAGAAGAACUACAGUGUGUGUGAGAGAGAGAACUACAGAGUGUGUGAGAGAGAGAUAGAGAGAGAGAAGAACUACAGUGUGUGAGAGAAAGAGAUAGAGAGAGAACUACAGUGUGUGAGAGAGAGAGAUAGAGAGAGAGAACUACCGAGUGUGUAAGAGAGAGAGAGAUAGAGAGAGAGAAGAACUACCGAGUGUGGAGAGAGAGAGACAUGCUCAACAUGAGCUCCUGAUUUAUUUCUGUUUUUUGUUGUUUUUAGAAUGAGAUAAACACUCGAAUCUAAAAAGAAUUAAAGACAAGAAGUGAUGAACAACAACUCAAUUCAAUCAAAAUAGGAAGAAAAAAAAAGUUACUUUGGCUCUCGCUAGCUAGCUACACAACAAAGACCUAGCCAGCAGGCUAACAAGCCAGCCAGAAAAUUUAGCUAGAACAAACCUAGCAAGGGGAGUUAAUACAACUACAUCAUACAACCAAACUGAGUAAAUCAAAAAGAAGCACAGACUCUAACUUUAAACAUAUCUUCUGUUUUUGUGUGUGAAGAUUUUUCACUCUUUUUGCUGUUUUUUUAGCUAAACAGGAGCUAGCUAGCAACAGCAGCAGACAAACAAAGCUGGUUGACAUGGCAAUGGUGCAGCAGAACAGAGCAGCAGCAGCAGUAGUAGCAGAGCUCACAGGCACCAUGUCCCCACUCCCCCUCAGCGCUGAGUCCAUUCUCUACCCUCCAUAGGCCAAAAAUGACAUAACGAGGAAAGCUUUUAAACAGAAACUACUAAAGGGGAGGCCAGAAACCCUUUUCGCAGACCUCUACAAAAACAAUGAUGUGAGUAAUCUCAUCUUUCUCACUGACCAGCCAAAUGCAUGGCGCUCAGCAGUCUGCUCUCACUACCCAUCCAUAAAGAAAGAGGGAAUCUGUAAUGGGUGGAAGCUGAAAGUCAAAGAGACAGACGACCCUGACAACACCAUGAUAACAAUCAACCUCUACAAGACUGGGACUGUCAUGGUGCAAGGUAACCUUAGGCUGUUUGAAAACAGACUUUCAGACCAUUAAGGAGAGAGCAGAGAGAGAGAAGGACACCACCAGUGACAUGCCCUCCCACAAGACAAACUCCACCAGCACCACCCUCACCCCCACUAUUCCCACCCAAAAAGGCACAUCCAGCACCUCUCUUCCCACCAUAGUGGAGGACACGCCCCAGGAGGAGAGCGACCCCCUCAGUGCAGAGCAGGCUCAGGCCCUGCUCACCCUCAUGGGUGCCAUGAGGGAUCAGUUCACCAAACUGGAGGGGGAGGUGGUCCUGCUCAGGGAGAGUGUGUGCAAACAGCAACCAGACAUCCACACCAUAGAGGAGCUCCUAACCAAGGUGCGGACAGAGCAGGACAGCAGCCUUGCAACACAGCUGAAAGAAGUUCAGCAAGAGAGAGACGGACUCAAGAGAGAGCUGGCUGAUCUAACAAAGGAGGUGAGAGAGUUCCAAAAAGACAGGCAGAGCAGUAAUAACGAACUGAGAAAGGAGCUGCAGGAGAGAAAGAGAACAGAGGACAGGCUGCAGGAGCAGCUAGAUCACCACUCUAUGACCUGCCCUCACACAGCAGAGGAGCCCACCUCAACCAGCCAGGCCUCCCCAGCCCUGCCGGCUGCAUGCCUCCCCCAGCCCACAGAACAGCCUCCCACUGACAGCGGCACCGGCACAGACCAGCCACACCCCAGCUCCAACACCCACCAGCCCCCACUCUACCCCCUCCAGUCCAGAAGAAACACUGGCUGAGAUCGUCCUGUUGAUGGACUCAAAUGGGAAGUUUGUUCAGCAGAAUAAACUUUUCCCUAGACACAAAACGAGAAAGGUGUGGUGCCCAACAACGCAGAAUGCCAUGGCGCUGCUUGAUAAGGUCCAGCUCGGGUCGCCAAGCCACAUAAUCCUACACACCGGAAGCAACGACCUGCGUGAUCAACAGGAGAGGGUGGCGACUUCACUACGGGGAGUGAUUGAGAAGGCCUGUGCAAUAUUCCCCAACUCAAGGAUCGUGGUGUCAACCCUUCUACAGAGGAAGGACUUCCACCCUGCCACAAUCCAAAGAAUAAAUGCCAGCCUCUCCCGGGACUGUGCCCUGCGACCCAAUGUACACCUGGCCCACCAUCUCACCCUCGAUCUGGACUGUCUCUAUGACCAUGUUCACCUGUACAGGGAGACAGUCCCCAUCCUUACCAAGACUCUCAAGGACGUCGCUUUAAACCGCAGCCCGACCUCUCCACCCAGCAACAGCGGAGCAAACUCCACCCCCCCUGAGAUCACAGAGACAACACCCCGGACCAGCACCCUGGACCCCCCAGCCACUGCCACAGCACCACCAACCUCAAUGCCCACCACAGCCAGCGCAGCACAGACUACCCCAGCCCAGCUUCAGACCCACCCAGAUGAGGUCUACCACCCCCCUCCCCCCCACCGCAGACCCACACCUGGAGGAGCCACAGCCUGGCAGGCAGAGCUAUGCACAGGCUGUGAGAGGAGCAACUGGCCCAGCCCCCACCAACGAAAUGAGUGACAUCAAACAAAUGCUGAAUCUACUAUGCUCACAUGUGGUAGGCCGAGGGUCA
Messenger RNA from Coregonus sp. 'balchen', 6894 nucleotides. The record is from the annotation of a GenBank genome assembly. Lineage: Eukaryota; Metazoa; Chordata; Actinopteri; Salmoniformes; Salmonidae.